AUGGACUUUGAUUAUUCAGAUAUUGUACCAGUUGAUUUAAAUACCGAAACACCACAACUAUGUCAAAUAAUAUAUAGUGAUGAAUAUAAAUUAAUAAUGGGUAAAUUAUUAUCAUUAAUGAAACAAAAAGAAUAUUCAUUACGAGCAUUAAAUUUAACAUCAUUAGGUAUUGAACAAUUAGCAAGUCAUUAUACAACAUGGAUUUAUCGAUAUGAUAUAAUUAACAAUUUACCAAAUUUUGACUAUUAUUCUGAAUUAGAUUGGUGUGAACAAAUUGCCCUUGAUAAUGAAAAAAAUUAUCAAAUUUGGAAUUAUAGACAAUUAAUUAUUGAAAAAAUUGGUUUUGAUAACUAUGACCCAAUUAGAGAAUAUCCCAUUAUGGAAGCUAUGUUAGAUGGAGAUAAUAAAAAUCAUCACGUUUGGUCAUUUCGUAAAUGGCUAGUUGAAAAAUUUAACAUGUUUGAAAGUGAAAAAGAGGUUGAAUUUGUGAGUAAUAUGAUUGAAUUAGAUGUAAAGAAUAAUUCCGCAUGGUGUCAUCGAUUUUUCUUAAGGUUCAAUAAUGAAAAAAAUGUUAAAAGUGAAAUAGAAUAUGUUAAAGAGAAAAUUGAAUUGUGUCCACAAAAUGCAAGUACGUGGAAUUAUUUAAUUGGUAUAUUUGAGAAAUUUGAUUUGGAAAUUACCGAGUUGAAAGAAUUUUGUUUCAAAUUUCUUAAUUUGGAUGAUGAUAAAGUUAGUAGUUCAUUUGCUUUAGAAACUUUGGCUAAGAUAUAUAUAAUUGAAGAUGAUAAAGAGAGUGCUAUAAGGAUGUAUACAUUAUUAAAAGAGAAAUAUGAUCCUAUAAGAUGUAAUUAUUGGAAUUUUAAAAUAUCAACAAUUGAAAAUUGA
Insectozyma verbasci is the source of this 885-nucleotide messenger RNA. Lineage: Eukaryota; Fungi; Ascomycota; Pichiomycetes; Serinales; Debaryomycetaceae. The record is from the annotation of a GenBank genome assembly.